UUCCCCUCUCGCUGCGACUCCGAGUGCACCCCGAAUAGAUUGGAAGUUAGUGGCGGUGAGUGUGAUUUGAUCGGCGCGCGAGGAGGAGGAGGAUGGUGGUGCUCAUGGAGGAGUGCCCCGGCGGCGUGGCGCUGAAGAGGAAGGGCGCGGAGGAGCCGGAGCUGUUCCUAUGCCCCGGCGACGUCGAUGGAGGGUUCCCGCUCGCCUGCCGCGCCACCAAGAUGAGGCGGCUGGUGCGUGAUGACGCGCCGGCGGCGGCCGCGGCGGACGACGUGGCGAUGGGCGAGGCGGCGUCGACGGCGGAGGCCGCGGGAGGUGAGGGGGCGAUGAUGGUCUACGAGCCGGCGGACUCUGCCGGAGGUGUUGGCUUACUCGGCCAGCUGCGGCGGCUCCAGCCGUGGACAACCUCCCUGCGCGCCGGCGCCGGGUGGAUUCGCGACAUGCUCCGGGAGGCGGACAGCCGGACGGUGCGGCAGCUGCUGUCCGGCGUCCAGGAAGACAGCGCCGGCAUGGCGCUGGUCCCGUGUGGGUCCUCACCGGCGCCGAUAGCGGCGGGGCCGUCGAUGGCAGAGGACACGGCGGAGGCCGCGGAGGAGGACAGCGAGGGCUCGGUGGCCGCGAUGGAGAUCGAGGAGGAAGAGGGUGUGCGUCUGGCCCAAACUCUCGGCGGCGCCGGGGCCGGCUGCGGCGAGGGGUACUUGUUCCGGAGGUGGCCGCGGCACUGCCUGGCGCAGCCGCAGCUGCCGGUGAUCGGCCAAGCGAGCCCGGCGAUGUGGUCGUGGUGAAAAUGAAAUCUUUUUCCACGCCCAUGUACUUUGUUGCUGUGCUGUACUCCGUAUUAGAAAUCAGUUUGAAGUGAAAUAGAAAUGAAUUUGACUAGACUUCAAGCGGCUGUUUGGAAUUUGCACUCGGAUCGCGCAGGAUUUCGAGAAAUUUCGAGCAAGUACUCCCAGCGUUUUUACUGCGAUUAGUAAAGGGAAAAUUAGCAGUA
This is a messenger RNA of Oryza brachyantha (malo sina), 991 nucleotides long. RefSeq lists its product as uncharacterized. NCBI's taxonomy places the organism in Eukaryota, Viridiplantae, Streptophyta, Magnoliopsida, Poales, Poaceae. The transcript has a single exon. The coding region runs from base 93 to 785 and encodes 230 amino acids. The record is from RefSeq and is a predicted model, not a curated record.